This is a messenger RNA of Daphnia pulex (common water flea), 1325 nucleotides long. RefSeq lists its product as uncharacterized. NCBI's taxonomy places the organism in Eukaryota, Metazoa, Arthropoda, Branchiopoda, Diplostraca, Daphniidae. The coding region runs from base 237 to 938 and encodes 233 amino acids. The transcript is spliced from 9 exons. The record is from RefSeq and is a predicted model, not a curated record.
AUACGAUGCACACAAGAUUGUUUUCUCAAACUUGGCAACUGCUGGCCAAGAGCGUCAUAGCGUCACUUCGUUGUUGAUACCGUGUUGAUAUUAGAGUGAAUUUUGAGUGACUCUUGGGCCAAGAUCUUAAGUUUGAGAGAGCUAAUCGUUCAGAACAUGAUGUGUUAUUACACUUGUGAAGAAGUGAAACAGCUUCGUGAUGCCAGAGUUAAAUCAAAAUCUCACCCUUCUACACGAUGCAGUACCCAAGUCUAGCUGGCAAUGUCAUCCACAGCCUUGUUUUGCCAGAGUGGAUUUCUGGUUACGAAAAGUAUACUUUGUAUCCAAGGAUGACUCAACAAAAGUCCUCGCAACCAGUUUACUGGGAAAACACCAUGAACAACAGAAAUCCCAAGUCAGAUUGGCUCGAGUAUGAAUUGGUCAGUUAUCUCAAUCCACAUGAUUUAAAAUCCUUUGAAAAGAUCAACAAGAGGCUGAAACGUCUCACAUCUGGUCUUGCUACAACAUGGGAAGAAUCAGAGUCAGAAAAAAUGCUUGGUGUGGGCAAGCGAAAGAAAAUUCCAAGCUCAAAAUUGCAAGAUGCAGCGGCUUUGGUUGUUGAGAAACCGAGAAGAGGUAAUCCAAAAAAAGUGACAAAUACUACGACUGAGAAUGAAGGAAACAAUCAGCCAUCUUCCUCUAUUAUCGUUCAUCGUUUUGAGAGUGGGUCACCUUUCGGCCGGAAUAAUUCUGGGAAUGCGGGAGGCAAUUUGCCAAAUGUCCCUUUCGUUCGUCAGUCUGACAAUGGGUCGCCUGUCCUCACUAACAUUACGACUGUGAAUGCAGGAAACAAUUUGCCGUUUUUCCCGUUCGUUCAUCCGACUGAUGACAGAUUGUGGCCACCUUAUGCCCCGAAUAAUACUACGACUGGGAAUGAUUUCGUCGCCCGUGGCAGAUGACACUUCCGUCGGAGUCUCCUACAGAUGUCUACAAUGUUAGUUCUCCUCCACCGAUUGCAAUGCAUCAAUCCCCUCCAUGUUUGAUCGAUGGCUCUGCAAACAUCAAUUCGUCAAGCAGAUCGGCAUCAAGUUACAUUUCAACAUCAAGUAACAACGUUUCUUCCAACCGUUUGAAAAGGCGAAGACUUCAUUACAGUUCCGGAAGUGAAAAUAUUCCUCUUGCAAAUUCUCAGUUUGAAGUAAUCCAACAACAACUGAAAAUUGAUUUGUUUUUUUUUUCACACAGAAAAUGUCGUGUUUUGUUUAUAUUCUGUUUGUGUGUUGUUUUAUUCAAUUGAAUUGUUUCCAAACAUGGCAUCACGCAAUAAAAUGACUUACCAAUUAAAA